GGCUCUAUUAGCGGCAUUAGCAAAUGUAACACGCCCGUCCUCUCUACUAAGAUAUCAAGUACGCAUUUAAUAGUAGAAGUUAUAGUUGCGAUUUUUAUCAAAAUUUAAAAAUGGUUGAAGGAAAAAUGAACGUAAUUAAAUAUCUAAUGUUCUUCUUUAAUUUCCUUUUUUGGUUAAGUGGAUUGGCUCUAAUCAUUGUUGGUGGAAUAAUAAAAAAUAAUUAUGGAGAUUACUUCUCUUAUGCGGAUAGCAAGUUCACGACUGCUCCAGUAUUUAUUAUUGCUGUUGGUGUCAUUGUUUUUGUUAUUGGAUUUUUAGGUUGCUGUGGUGCGAUCAAAGAAAACUAUUGUAUGGUGAUGGUAUUUUCAGUCUUGUUGGGACUUAUUUUUAUAUUAGAAAUUGUUGCUGGAAUUUUAGGAUUUAUUUAUAAAAACAAGGUUCAAGAAUAUGCAGUUGAUGGAUUGAAAAGAGCUGUUAAAGAAUACGAGAACAAAGAUGAACCUGGAGCAAGUGAACUUCUUGAUUGGGCUCAACUUAAGUUUGAAUGUUGUGGCGCUAAUGGACCAUCUGACUAUAAAAAUUUAACAAAAAAUGAAACUUGUGGAACUACUCAAGGUGUUAAAACAUGUCACAAAAAUAAAGAUUGUGCAAAAAAACUUAACAAUGAAGGCUGUAAAUCUAAGUUUGAACAGUUUAUUAAGAAGAAUCUUGUUGUUGUUGGAGUUAUUGCUUUGAGCAUUGCCUUUAUUCAGCUGCUCGGAAUCGUUUUUGCUUGUUAUUUGAUGAAAGCUAUUAAAGGAGAAUAUGAAGUUGUUUAAAUGUUACAAAAAAAUUAUUUUUGUUAUGAUGCUUAUAUUGAAAUCUUCAUUUGAAUCUUUGGACACUGUUAAUUUAACCAAAUUUGCUUAAAAUUAAAAAUGAGAAGUUUAGUAAAUAUUUUUUUUUCUUUUUUUUUUUUUCUUUUUUUUUUUAGAAGCGCUUCAAGUGCACUUUUAUUUAUUUUCUACUUUUUUUAUGAAUAUAUGAUAAACAUUUGAUAUUUUGUCAUUGUCAAAGAUGUUUGUAUUCUGAAUUUUAUUAAUCUUCAUUAAAAAGCCGUCUUCUA
Messenger RNA from Hydra vulgaris (swiftwater hydra), 1105 nucleotides. RefSeq names its product 23 kDa integral membrane protein. The record is from RefSeq and is a predicted model, not a curated record. Lineage: Eukaryota; Metazoa; Cnidaria; Hydrozoa; Anthoathecata; Hydridae. Gene Ontology annotation, cellular component: plasma membrane.